AUGGUCUAUAUUUACAAGAGUUUCUCACCUAACGAAGCAUCAUCACCGCCAAAUUCGUACCAGCAUCUCCCACGCGGGACCGCCGUCGUCCAGAUGUCACCAGCCAAUCAGAAGCGACCAGGCAGGUACCAGUUCCACCAUCCACCACCGGAUCACCCACCCAGGAUGAGUUUUGUGGGUUAUCCCCAGUUCCAGCCAAUUAGUUACGUGCCACCACAGUACCCUCCGGUAACCUGUGCCCCACCACAGGUUGGUCCUGUAACUUUUGAUCCCUCUCAGUGUCCCCUGGAGUACAACGCAUUUGGACAGCAGACAUUUAACGGGUAUCCACCACAGCAACAACCACCUUGUGCUAUGUCGUCUCAACACUAUCCUUCGAUGAACUUCGGCCUGCAACAGGGACCGCCAAAUUUCGCGACGCAGCAGGUGAUGUCUCCAGUGGACUAUGUGCCGCCAGAGACAAUGUUUGGUGCUCCAGCCCAAUUUGCACCUCCGCCAAUGUACAGUCCAGAAGCGAACUUGAUGCCAUUUAACGAAGCAGUGCCGCCACCAGGUUUCGAACCAAAUGUGAACUACGGUGGGCAAAAUUCAAACUUUCAGUACGAUUCUAGAUGCACUCCAUCUCCAUCAUUUGCUAAUUGCAAUUUCAACCCCCUGAUUCCACCAGAGACUUCACAUUUUCCAACCAUUCCUAUGCAGCCUUUUCCACUUUUUAUACCAUCUCAGAAAAUGCCAAACCAGAGAAGGCCAAAGGCCAUUGCUAUUAUCGACCCCGCAACUGGUAUGGAUAAGUUGAACGAAAUCUACGGAAAGCCGAAAUCUGAGACCGAUUCGAAGGAAUCCACUGAAGCUGAUAACAGAUCUACCAAUUCGCAAUGA
This is a messenger RNA of Anoplophora glabripennis (Asian longhorned beetle), 879 nucleotides long. Its product is annotated as early nodulin-75-like. The record is from RefSeq and is a predicted model, not a curated record. The transcript is spliced from 4 exons. Lineage: Eukaryota; Metazoa; Arthropoda; Insecta; Coleoptera; Cerambycidae. The coding region runs from base 1 to 879 and encodes 292 amino acids.